Schistocerca gregaria is the source of this 3409-nucleotide messenger RNA. RefSeq names its product DNA ligase 1-like. Lineage: Eukaryota; Metazoa; Arthropoda; Insecta; Orthoptera; Acrididae. Gene Ontology annotation, biological process: DNA biosynthetic process; lagging strand elongation; DNA repair. The record is from RefSeq and is a predicted model, not a curated record. Gene Ontology annotation, molecular function: DNA ligase (ATP) activity; ATP binding; DNA binding. Bases 21 to 2348 code for a protein of 775 amino acids. Gene Ontology annotation, cellular component: nucleus; mitochondrion. The transcript has 2 exons.
AUCUUGACGUUCAUCGCUCGAUGAGCGAGGCCUUUUUUUGUCCUAGGACAAAAAGGCGCGAUGUGGAUUCUAUCCGACCUGAAUCUACUCAGAAGUCAGAAGCGUACAAUGAGCGAGUAGAUGAGAAUCCCGCGAAGAAGCGAUCUAAAGGCUUUUUGACGGUCAAUAACGUGGCGACACCGUCGUCGUUGGCCCAAGGAAGCAAUACGAAAUCGCGUACAAUAGUAGAUAUGUUUAGUGACGCCGGAAAAAGACAACCAGCGGUGUUGGACACUUUGGAGGUCGAGAAUAUGCACGAGGUCAAGCAGGAAAAUAAAGAAUUGGUGAUAGAAGACGGACGACGCGAGGAUAGGGAGGAAAAAGAAUUAACUGAAGAUAAUUCGUCUGCACAAAACGUCAUACAAAAAGACAGGUCUACCAUAUCCAUUUGUACAAGUGAUUCUCAAUUGUAUCAUGAGAAUGAACCCAUUCCGUAUUUGGCUCUCUCGCGAACGUUUGACGCGAUACGCAAGACGAGGUCUAAGCUAGAGCACAUCUCAAUUAUGCGUGAAUAUUUUUUUCAAAUAUUGCUUAGUGAGCCGGAUGAUUUGGUGCCGGCCAUCUACCUGGCCAUAAACCAGCUCGCGCCUCAAUAUGAAGGCGUACAACUUGGCGUCGGUGAGCACACAAUUCAGAAGGCCAUUUCGGCUGUGACUGGCAUGUCAUUAGCGGCAAUAAAAUCGAAAUACGAGGUCCUUGGUGAUUUAGGAUUGGUCGCCCAGGAAUCCAGACACAAUGUUCGUACAAUUGUACCCUAUCCCCCACUCACAAUACGCUCCGUAUAUCAGAAUCUGCGGUCUAUUGCACUGGAAGGGGGCAAUGGCACGCGAGAUAAGAAGUUAGGUCGCAUUAUCAAUCUCAUGGUUUCGAGCAGGGAGAACGAAAUCUUGUAUAUCGUCAAGACAUUACAAGCUAAAUUACGUCUAAACUUAGGUGCUAAGUCAGUGAUGACAGGGUUGGCCCAUGCGCUUGCCAUGUACGAGUCCAGACCUAACGUGCCUGAUGAAGAUGCACUGUCGGCUGCCAAGACACUUUUGAGGGAGGCCUUUUCUCGUUGUCCCAAUUGGAAGCUUGUGAUUUCCGUAUGCCUUGACAAAAAACUUUCCUCGCUUCCAGAAACGUGUAAACUUGUUGUUGGCGUGCCUGUCGAGCCCAUGCUCUCCCAGCCCAUGAACGGCAUAGGCAUGAUUUUGAGCCGUCUCAAGGGCCACGAACUAUUCACUGCGGAGUACAAAUAUGACGGCGAGCGUGCGCAGGUUCAUCUGAUGCCUGACGGUACCAUCAAGAUUUAUUCGCGCAACCUCGAAGACACAACUCGUCGAUUUCCAGACGUAGUUCAAGGACUCUCUGAAUGCGUCGCCGAUCCAGAGUUGUGCCGCUCUUUCAUUAUCGAUUGUGAGGCGGUCGCCUUUGACCUGGAAAAGAACACCAUCCUGCCCUACCAAAUUCUCAGCACACGGGCGCGCAAGGACGUGGACUUGAAAAAAAUUACUGUCCAGGUGUGUCUGUACGUCUUUGAUUUGCUCUAUCUGAACGGCGAUAGUUUACUUGAAAUUUCACUGAAAUCUCGUCGCGAGUUGCUCAAAAGCCACUUGCGUCCGGUUGCAGGCCGACUGCACUUUGCGACCAGCCGCGAAUUCAGUGAGAGCGAGGAGCUCGAUUCGUUCUUGAUUGAGGCGGUUGAGAAUCAGUGCGAGGGUUUGAUGAUCAAGACAUGGGACAAAGACGCUCGUUAUGAGCCGUCCAAGAGGAGUUUUGCUUGGCUCAAAUUUAAGAAGGACUAUAGUGAGCAGAUGGCCGACUCGGUUGACUUAGUGCCCAUAGGUGCUUGGUAUGGUAGAGGCAAACGAACGGGCGUUUACGGAGCUUACUUGUUGGCAUGUUACGAUGAAGAUGAAGAGAUGUACCAGAGUGUGUGUAAGUUAGCAACUGGAUUUAAAGAUGCUCAGCUUGUAGAAUAUACUGCAAGCAUGAAGCAGGUGGAGACGCCGGCCCGGCCACAGAAUUAUUCGACCGGAUUGAAGCCAGACGUGUGGUUUGAGGCAGUGGCAGUAUGGGAGGUGCGAGCUGCGGAUCUCAGUUUAUCUCCUCAGCAUCAAGCAGCAAUUGGGCUUGUCAAGGAAGAUCGCGGUAUCGGAUUGAGAUUCCCUAGAUUUUUGCGGAUUCGAGAGGACAAACUGGUUCAGCAGGCUACCAGCUCGGCGCAAAUUGCUCAGAUGUAUCGGAAUCAAAAAUCACUUUCUUGUGGCACAGAGGACCAAUUUGAAGAAGAUUCGGCGAUGGCAAAUCCGCUGGCUUCUUGCGAAUAAGAGUUCCUGUGAGAAAAAGCCAUGUUUAGCCUGCUACUGAUCCACAGAGUGUGCUUUUCACUGGACGGGGAGAGUUUCAGAAUUCAGAGAAAAGAAAGCAGAAAAGUAGGUCACGUCGAUUCUCGCAGCUUUUUUUCUGUUGCGUUGCUUUGUGACAAGACGAAAUGGCACAGAGUCUAUUUGAGAAGGGUCACGCACGAAGAGUAACAUUUUUAUUUGGCAUAGACUAAGGGCGCAUGCAUGAUGGCUUAGAUCUGUGGUCGUCCGUCGUUAUGAGCGUCUAAGAGUUUUUGAAUGAAUUCAUCCACUUUUUCUUGUUUUUGUGCGCCGACGAUUUUUGAAACGAUUCGGUUGUGAGAAAAAGCAAACGCUGUCGGCAACGCCUCGACCUGCAGCUCUCGGACCGUUUUUAUGUUUUCUUGGACAGACAUUUUUGUGAGUUUGAUCGAGUUGUUUUUGGUGCUGGCUGCGUUGACGAGCGUCGAUUCAAGUGUAUGGCAAUGAGGACACCAUCUGUGCGAAGAGAAACGUCAUUAUUCUGCAUGUGAAUAAAGUACACACAUUUUUUAGAAUGUGUACAACAUUGUCAAAAAGAGCGAAUGCCGUACGGCGCCCAGCAGUGGAGAAUAACUGGUUUCUGACUGGAUUCAUUGACGACGAGUUCCUCGAAUGUACCGUCAGUGAUCUCGGUGGAGAUAUUGGGGCCCUGGCUGUUUUGGGUUGAGCGUCGUCCCUUGAGACAUUUAGUCUUGUAGCUCUUUUCGAGCGUCGAAGCGAUCCUUUGUACGAGCAUGACGAAGCCUGACUAACGGAUUUGGCGAGUCGAGCGCGAAUCGACCCAAGUAUACCGGCGUGUCAAAAAAAAAAGCAAGUUUGCCGUGAAUCGAAAAAAAGUUGCGCUUUAUGGAUUGACAAGUGUGCAUGUUGUAUGAUAGGCUGUCGUUCAAAUUCUUUGUCACGAAUGUCUGUUGUGCUUCUCACCCUCGGCUUUUUCGUGACGCUGUAUGGGUCAUUCAAGCGUCGAGAUCGGCUUCUAGAUAUGAUAAAAGCGGCGGAUACCC